This is a messenger RNA of Rattus norvegicus (Norway rat), 2579 nucleotides long. NCBI's taxonomy places the organism in Eukaryota, Metazoa, Chordata, Mammalia, Rodentia, Muridae. The record is from RefSeq and is a predicted model, not a curated record.
ACUCGGGCCUCUUUAGUAACGGAAACAGUAGAGGAGACUUUAAAUAUGGAGGCCUCGGGUUCUGGGUCCGGGGAGUCUUCUGCAGUAGAAGCUCCAGGGUCUCAGGACGAUCGGCUAUUCCUGAUUAAAGGUGGAAUUUUCCUUGGUUCUGCAGCCGCAGCGGGAAUGCUAGCUGGAUUUGUUACAACAUUAUCACUAGCUAAAAAGAAAAGCCCCGAAUGGUUCAAUAAGGGCACUAUGGCCACGGCUGCCUUACCAGAGAGUGGGUCUUCCCUUGCCCUGCGAGCCCUGGGCUGGGGUUCUCUUUAUGCCUGGUGUGGAGUUGGCGUGAUCAGUUUUGCAGUGUGGAAAGCCUUGGGAGUUCACAGCACCUGCUCGUGAGCCCCACUGUGGAGCACAGCCCCGCCCCUCUCUGCCUGUGGUCACUGUCUGCUUGCGCACUGACAAGCUUCCUGUCUGGUCUCCCAGCCUCAUCGUUACUUCCCCUUCAUUUUCCCCCACAUGGCAGCCAGAGAUACUUUUAAAAUGUCAGUCAGAUGGAUCAUGCCCUUCAUUUAAAAACCGUCCAUGGCUUCUGUUAAAAGGGCUACUGAUGGAGCCUCACUACCUCUCUGACCACACCCAGACUCACCACAGUCCGCCGCCCCAGCCGCCGCCGCUCCUCAGUGCUGCCCGAUUAUUGGGUGAUACUGCAGCGCCGGGCUUCUUAGCUUUUCCACCAGAGAAAAGUUUGCGUGGCCUGGGUACACGGGAACAUAAAAUGGUUACAUAAAUCAAACUUGCACUCUAGUACGUCCUUUUCUUUUUUUAGUGGUUAGUCUGAGUGGUUUUUUCACAUUAAAUCAACAAUUUAUGAAUAUGAUGCAAAAAAAAAAUUGAUUUGGAGAAUUUACCAGAGGAGCGGGCCAGUUUGGUUUUUCAGUGUUUAAUUCUGUAACGGGGGUGGGGUGUGUUCUAAGUGCUUUCUGAGGAGAUUCUCUCCCUAUACCUGUAUUCUACUUAGAAGGCCUGACUCGGACAGAGGAAAAUACUUUUGGGCUCUACUAUUUGUAAAGGCCCUCACUUGAGGAUCACUUUAGUCAGUGAACAACACAAUGAGAUUUUUAACUUAAUUUAAAAAAAAUUACAGUUUUCAUGUUAUGGAUUUCAAACCACAAAUAAAACUUCUGAUUGUUUUCUUCAGAGUGCCCUCCAUGCGGGACCUGCAGCCACUCCAGGUCAGCCUCCACGCUGGCCCUGCCCCCUUAGCAGCCCUGUGUCCCUCAUUGAGGAUGUCCUCUGCUGGCCUUGUCACGAUUUCUCACAUUUUAAAUAGUUUUGAAGGAUUAAAACAUUCUCUCCGCUACCAAGCCUUUGUUCUAUUGUGUGUCCAGCGCUAUGAGUGUGGUAUGUGUUGAUGCUGUCUCCAGUUGACUGUGGCAGAGGUUUGAGAAAGGCCUAAGAAAAGUAGUGAAGAUGCCCUUAGUCCAUUUGUAACUUUUCUUUUCUUUUAUUUCUUCAUUAGCCUUCCAUGCAGCCCCUAAGGGGCCAAUCAUCACCCCAUUUUCUUCUCCCUUGAGUAUCCCAGCACAAUGAGGUCCUAGCCUUCUCAGCCACUCUCCCUAGCCCUCCAGUGUCCUAACUCGGGUCCGGAGUGAUUUACUGAACCCUCUCCUCCAUAGGUACUCACUGAAUCCCUGUCCCUGUGCCCAGAUCUGUCCUCGAGGACAGGAGUGUGCUGAUAAAUACAGUGACUCCGCUCUGCCAUAUCUGUAGCACUUUCACACUGAACUGCUGGGACAGAUCAUGUCAUGGGCUACAAAGAGCAGCGCUGACAUGGGGUUUAAAAACCCAGCUCAGCUUGGAGGGCUGAGGAGGUCUGCAGUAGAAGGGUAUUGACUAGACUCUGAAGAUAUUGAUCAGGAAGGUAACAGAGCUGGCCCUGAGAGUCCAGGUGGAAUGACUGAGGAUAGCAGCGUGGUGGCAGUUGUUGACAGUCAGGGUCUGUACUGCUGGUCCUGGUUCCUGACUUCUCUCUCCUAAGAGAUGUAAUCAAAGGCAUUGAGGUAGCAUCCUGCCUUAACUGUAACAUUACAUUGCAUUUUUUAAUGGGUAAUUUGAAUUAGGCCUCCACUUGAAAGGAGGAAUGAGUCACCUGAGAGAGAAGGCCAAUGGUGCUAUCUGGUGGCAUCUGGCUGUGCACCCUUGGGUGGUCCUUCCUCUGCUCAGGGCCAUGAGUCUGCCUGUGUUGUGCUUGCCUUCUUAGUGUGAGACUUACUAUAAAUAGGAAGCUACUUUGUUUUGGGUAUUCUUUAUUUUACAAUGUUGUCAUUUUUCCCUCUCCAAAUUGAUUUAGCUGUGACUGAGGGGAAAGACUGAAGAGGCGGCUGCCAUAGAGAUUGUAUUUCUGAAGAGGCUUGAUCUCUAGAAAGAAAAUGCCUGUCGAUAGAAGCUGUCCAGCCAAGAGUCUUUGUGUCCUUGAAUCUCACACUCAAGAGCACUCAUCCUAGAAAACAGCUUGACUGGUCAAGAGAAUCAUUACAGAAAGGAGGUGGGGACAGUUGUCAGGCUAAAUCUCUCAAGUGAGAAGUAGAACAAAA